AUGUCAACGCCACGUAGAAGGAUCGAGACAGAUGUAAUGAAGCUCCUCAUGAGUGAUUAUGAAGUUACUCUUGUCAAUGACAACAUGCAGGAAUUUUAUGUUCGGUUUCAUGGACCCGAAGAUACACCCUUUUCUGGUGGUGUAUGGAAAGUCCAUGUUGAACUACCUGAUCAAUAUCCAUUCAAAUCACCGUCGAUUGGGUUUAUGAAUAAAAUUUUUCAUCCCAAUAUUGACGAACUGUAUCCAAAUCCUACAGAUCCUCUCAACGGUGAAGCUGCCGCCCUACUAAUGAGGGAGCCACACACAUAUGAAGUCAAAGUAAAAGAGUACGUUAGCAGGUUUGCUACAAAAGAAGCAGCAGAUGCUGCGACAGAUGAAAGUUCUUCUAGCGAUGAAGUAAGUUCUGUAGAUACAUAUUCAGACGAAGAUGAAAGCCCAGACAUGGAUAUAUAA
Racocetra persica is the source of this 453-nucleotide messenger RNA. The record is from the annotation of a GenBank genome assembly. Lineage: Eukaryota; Fungi; Glomeromycota; Glomeromycetes; Diversisporales; Gigasporaceae.